AUGAUGAAAUCGGGUUCAAUUGCUGCAGCGUUGUGGGCGGCAUCGGCACUCGCCCAGUCGCAGUAUGGAGAGAACCACGUCACUGUGAAUCGUGACUCGCAGCUCCUGGAGCAAGCGGCGUUUCCCGCACCCAAUGUGACGCUGUAUAGUCCUGCGUUCAUGGCGAAUGCUUCUUUCGACGCAGGAUGGUAUCAAGGCACAGAGGGCGCGACGUCGGCAUCAGCCCUAGAACGCUUCAUGAGCGGACUCGCGGCCAAGAAUCCCUCGUGGAUGACAUACAACACGGCGCCGUUUCUCAGCGAAGAAGGCCACUCAUUCCCAUACAUGUACCUCUCAACCAACAACAGCACCACCAGCACUCCCUCAACCUCCAAGCUCAAACUCUGGAUCCAAGGCUCCGUCCACGGCAACGAGCCCGCAGGCGACGAAGCCACGCUCGCACUCCUAGGCGCACUCUCUGCAAACCCAGCCUGGGCAUCCAGCUUCCUCGCAAGCCUCGAUAUCCUAGUGCUACCGCGCUACAACCCCGACGGAAACGCCUAUUUCCAGCGCACGCUCGCCACGAACUACGAUCCGAACCGCGACCACACCAAGCUGGCGCGGCAGCAAACGCGCGAGCUGAAAACGUGGUUCUCGGCAUACGCACCGCACAUUGCGCUCGACAUGCACGAGUACGGCGCGGGCACCGUGUACGCGGGGGGGUAUCACAAUGCGGCCGAUGGCAUGUUCAGCGCAGCCAAGAAUCUGAAUAUCCACGCGUCGAUCCGCCGGAUAUCCGAGGAGCUGUUUGCGCCCGCCAUCAACGCGUCGCUCAUGGCAAAGGGGAUGCGCGGCGAACAGUACAUGACGGCUGCGAGUCGGGGCACGCCGCCGCGGCUGGUGGAAGCCGGGACAGAUGCAAAGAUAGGGCGGAAUGCCAUGGGCCUGACGCAGUGCAUUACGUUUCUGUUCGAGACGAGGGGCAUAGGCAUUGCGGAGCAGGAGUUCAAGCGCAGGACCGCAGCGGGCUUGCAAAUGAUACUGGGGGUCCUGGAGACGGCGCGCGACCAUGCUGAUGAGGUGCGGCGUACGGUUGACGAGGCAAUUGAGCAGCUUGUCCACGGGAAAGAGGAUGUCGUGGUGACCGACUACGCCGAGUAUGCGGGGCGGACGUUUACCAUGGUGGAGCGCAGCACGGGAGCCGUUGUGCAGCUGCCUGUGGAAUUCGCGAGCAACACGCCUGCGACGGCGAAUCUGACGCGCGCCAGGCCCCGGGGCUACGUUAUCCCACGCGCGUGGGCCGAUCUGGCGGAGCGCCUGCGCGUGUCGGGUCUGGAGGUUGAGGCAAUGCCAGAGGCGUUCCAGGAAGAGGUCGAGGUGUACAACAUCACCUCGUCGAGCCUGGGGUCGUCCUACUACGAGGGCACCAUCCUCAACACCGUGACUACGGAGUCCUCCAUGCAGAAAGUCUCUCUGCCAGCAGGAAGCUUCUUCGUGAGUGCCGCGCAGAAGAACGCAGGCCUCGCCUUUGUCGCCCUCGAACCCGAAAACAUCGACUCGUACGUUUCGUUUGGAAUCGUCCCCAUGGAGGUCGGGGACCAGUACCCCGUGUUUAGGAGAGCAUAG
Messenger RNA from Exserohilum turcica Et28A, 1605 nucleotides. RefSeq lists its product as uncharacterized. The transcript is spliced from 2 exons. The record is from RefSeq and is a predicted model, not a curated record. Lineage: Eukaryota; Fungi; Ascomycota; Dothideomycetes; Pleosporales; Pleosporaceae. Gene Ontology annotation, biological process: proteolysis. Gene Ontology annotation, molecular function: zinc ion binding; metallocarboxypeptidase activity. Bases 1 to 1605 code for a protein of 534 amino acids.